Molecule: messenger RNA, 678 nt
Organism: Bipolaris victoriae FI3
Lineage: Eukaryota; Fungi; Ascomycota; Dothideomycetes; Pleosporales; Pleosporaceae
Exons: 5
Coding region: 1-678 (225 amino acids)
Source: RefSeq, a predicted model, not a curated record
AUGCCUUUCAUAGCCAGUCAACAUGGCUCUACCUCGUACUCUCUCCCACUCAGACUCCACGUGCCUCGGUUGAGGAAGCACUCGAGAUUUCUCAUAUCCAACGGCCUCCAUAGAAUCGUGAUUACCGGCACCAAUGGAGGGAAAUUGACCCUGGUCGGCGUAGUAGGUUACACGCGGGACUCAAUUUGCCAGACUAUGGAAGCAAAGGAACCGAGUACGCCGUACCGCCUUGCUCUUGUUUCUCCAUACCUUGGCUUCGCUAUGCGCCAAUAUGACAUUGUGACGUACCUUCAGGAUCUUACGGGUGGAUCGUCAAUUCCCCUUGUUGCAGGUCUCGACAUCAACUUGGAAAUGUUAGACUUGCUCUGUCGAUAUAAAAACAUUGCAGCAAUCAAACUCAUGUGCGACAGUCUAGCCAAGUUCAUUGCUCCAGCAGGUCAGAGUGACUGGCCGAUUCCCGCACUAAACGUCGGUGGCGUCGGGACACUUGUUGAUGUGGCAACCAGAAUCAAGCUUUGUGUCACCGAAUGGGAGUUCGCCAAGGGCGAACUCAACGGCACCGAGUUUGAUGUUGCACAAAAGAGGGUUCAACCCAAAAGCAGCGCCGACUGCAGGAACUCGUAUCCGCCGUAUACCGACGCAGGGAAGAAGAAAUAUGAGAAGGAGAAAGAGGAGUAG